UCACGGUCGUGACCUCGGCGGCCGCUGCCGCUGGGGAUACAUAGAAAGAAGGUUUGCAGAGGCCAGUUCACCAAGCAAACGAGUAUCCAUACUCGUCGACUUGACAAAGGACAUGGGCAUGGAGCACAGUCAGUUUGGGCCCUUUGACGACAGGACAUCGAGACUCGACGUAUUAAGGAGAACACUGUACAGGCUGCUCAAGACUUUCCGGGUGGAAGACAGACUUGCCUUCACAACAUUUCCGGAUGCUGAUUUGGACGUGGGAGAGGAACUGGUGCGGAUGAUCACUGAUCCAUUACGUUGCAUAAAUGUUACAACAUCAAUGCAGAAGAUGUCGCCACUGAACCCCAAGGAAGACCUCACAGAGGGUAUUCAACGAGCUGUGUCAAAACUACGAGACAUGUGGAGAGCAUCAAAUGCACAAGAUGAGCCCGAGGUGUUGUUGGUCUUUACUCGGGGCAAAGUUGAUGUGGAAACUGCAGCAGCUGCAAUCAAUGCAUACAAUAAUGAGACUCAAAGGAACCUCGCAGUUUUCGUCUACGGGGUGGAUGUGACCAACUUCAACGACUUUGCCAACUAUACGAAGCUGGCGGCAGCUGUUAAUGGCACAGCAACACAUCUUGGAAUGAGCGAUCCUUUGUUGGGCAUCUAUUCCUAUUUCAAUUACCUCGCACAGUUCCGCCGCAAUGUGACUGAGCCAUUUUUUGCUGAGAAAUACAGAGACGUAACUGAUCGUGGAAAUGCCACCACAGUUGUGAUGCCAGUUUUCGAUUCGCCCGGGCGUUUCAUCGGAGUGGCCGCAAUCGAUCUUCGCCAGCAAAGUCCUGAGAACGAGACGACAGUGAACUCGCUGAUCGCUGGCAAGGAGAAUGACAAACCCAAACCAGCAAUAUUGGGAAACCUAAGGGAUACACUAAAAUUGCCGGACUGCUCUUCGGACACAUGGCCAUGCUAUGACGGCUUCGGUAACAUCAGCUGUGACACCCGUGCGGAGCAAUUUGCUGUAAAAAAGGAGCAUGUGAUACGGGAAAGCACAGAUGACCAGCCUAAUAGGUGUGUCAAGUGCUGUGGAAACUGUGGGGGCUGUGGAGGUGGAGGUGGAGGUGGAGGUGGAGAUGGAGAUGGAGGUGGAGAUGGAGGGGGAGGUGGAGGUGGAGGUGAGGGUGGAGGUGGAGGUGGAGGUGGUCUGAAACUAUGGGCUAAAGUGGUAAUACCGCUAGCUGCUAUUCUAGUUGCAGCAGUCGCAGCAGUUGUUCUUCUUCGAAUUUACUAUCAGCAUUGCCACGGAUCACGCCCUUCUCAAAAACCUUACCCACACUUAGUCCGAAUACCAGGUGAAAAGAUACAUUCAUGACCUUUUCAACGUAUUUUCCUGUCAAAAAAUUGCAGCAGAUUUCGAACAGUUUCCAGCAGAGUGGGAUGCAAGGCAGACAUAAAUGCAGUCCACAGAGAGAGAGAGAGAGAGAGAGAGAGAGAGAGAGAGAGAGAGAGAGAGAGAGAGAGAGAGAGAGAGGAUGACAUUGUGCAUUCCUAUCAAUCCUCUGUGGUUCUCACAUGCGUGCUAUUUUCUCACACAUUCUGUGUGAAUGUGAACCAUGGCAUGCACAAUUUGAUACAAGACACAAUCUGACACAUAUAUACCUGUAUAAGCUCAUAUAGGCCAGUGAGGGAUAUAUAUAAGCUGCCCUGACUCUUCCUUUACAUGUAGGGAGACAACACUGUAGACAAGAAUCAGUAAAUCAAUGCUGCCCUCAGAGUGACAGGAAACAGCAACGGGGCACAUCUCUCACACCACUGUCCUCUCCAAUUUCAGAUUGUAGAUUUGUCCGUUAGUGACAGUGACUAAUGGCAUACUCACACUGACAGUUUCCUCAAUGCAUCUGACCACAAUUACGGACCCGCACCGAUGAAUUUGACAGCAAUAACGUCCAGGGCUUAGUUAAAGAAGCCAUACCAGUCUGAGUACACCCUACUAUAAUGGCUGUUUGCGAAGCCAGAUGCAAAUUGAAUUUCUCAUGUGUGUAUAGUAUAUACCUAGGCUAUUGUACCAAUCCUGCGGCAAGGGUAAAUUUAAACUUAAUAAAACCAAGAUCACCGUAGGAAAUGAACUUGGAUGAGGAGAAGUUUUGUUGCAGCUUUGGUUGUGAAGACAUGAGUUUUUUUUUUUUUUUUUUUUUUUUUUUUUUUUUUUUUUUAAAGACAUGAGUUUCAGGUGUAUACAAAAUGAGAUUGAAUUUCUCAUGCGUAAAGAUCGAUUUGUAAACUUUAAGGUGGCUGUCUACAAACAUUGAUGGAAAGUUGAAGAUUGAAGUUGUAGCCUCUUACUAGCCUGUAGGUGUACCAACAGUGAUGAGUGUAAAUAGCGAGUAGGUGAUAGUUAUGAUAGCUACUGUAGAAAUCCCGGGAGGGUGUAACCAAGAAAGGAGGAAAAUGUAAUAUAGUUGGAUGAGGAUUCGUUUCGUGGCUGCGGCGGUUUAUAAGAGGAUGCACUUUCAGAGACAAGUUGGGAAACUGGACUCAGGAGAUGAUGCAUCCUCGGUACAAUCUGAGCGAUGCAACUGGAGCCAAGGGAUCAGCAAAGUGAUGACAAGGACUCAAAUGGACAAAUUAAAUGCAGCAUCAGCGAAGCGUCAACAAGCAAUGUGCAUCCAUAUAAUUGCAAAAAUAGCACAAUGUGGCACAGAGGAAGGCUCAGAGAUAUGUCCUGACCUGUCAGACACUGACGCGACCCGGUGCAACAUACACCACAGAUGUGAGAGAGAAGGCAGGGACCUCAUACAUGGAAGAAAGAACCCUCCUUGAACACGCACAUUGGGAGAACCGCAGAUGAGGGGAUGGAGAAAGAGCAAGACAAAGACGGAGAUGAGGCAGAAGAUGAAGAUCGCAACAGCGCAGCCCUAAAAUAGUCUCUCAGUCGAAUGUCCAAUCAAUGUCUGCCCCUGAG
Chara braunii is the source of this 2944-nucleotide messenger RNA. NCBI's taxonomy places the organism in Eukaryota, Viridiplantae, Streptophyta, Charophyceae, Charales, Characeae. The record is from the annotation of a GenBank genome assembly.